CCGGGUGGUGUGGACUGUGGAGGUAGGGUAAGCGACCCACGAGAGGGAACCCGUCUAUGGAGCUCAGGGGGAGGGAUAGCAAGAGGGGGAUUGCGCCAAGAUCCAGCUGGUUGAGGAGGGGAGGAGGUGGAGUGCUGUCUUCGGAGCCGUCGCUUCGGCCGCUUGCUCCGUGAAGCAGUCCUGUCGAAUAAAGCGGAUGUCGAGCACGUCCGGGCCACUCUCCCGCAUUCUUCCUCCAGGUCCUGCCGCAACUGCCUCUUCACCCUGGCCAGUUCGCGUGGAACCAGCCUAGUCACAGUUCAAUACCCACAAGCACAACAGAGUAGCACCGCUGCCACUUGGUCGCCUCUGUUUGCCUUCGAGCCCCAAGACCCAUCGUCCAAAAGCCGUUACAGCCAUCUGCAAUGGGCUCCAUUCCCGAGCCUCAGAGCUCCGUCGAAGGUUCAACGCACCCCUUCAAAGUGCUCAUUGUCGGUGGCUCCUACGCUGGUCUCUCGGCCGCCCUCAAUCUUCAAGAUCUCUGUAGCGGGCUGCCCCCGCGGUGCGCACCGCAGCCUAAGGAGGAAGAUAGCGGGGCCGAGCGGAACGAGAGGCCGCAGUUCUCAGUCGACAUCACGAUAGUCGACGAGAGAGAUGGUUUCUGCGCUGUGGGCAUCGAGAUGGCUGCAGAGCUCAAGCUGGUGCAGCCACAGCUGCGUGUCACGCUUGUGCACUCGCGCGACAAGCUGCUCUCGUCCGAGCCGCUGCCCGACGAGGUCAAGGACCGUAGCCUGGAGCUGCUUCGCGACGCUGGCGUCGACGUGCUCAUGGGCCACCGCCUCGACCGCACCGAAGAGGUCACGGACGAGGCCGGCAACAGGUGUCUGCGCGUGCACUUCACCAACGGACACAGCAUGCUGGCCGACCAGGUCUCGCUGGCUGUGUCCAGGAGCGUACCCUCGACGACCUUCCUGCCGCGCCACGUGCUCGACGAUGAGGGCUACGUCAAGAUCGAGGCCAACCUGGCCUUCGCCCCCUCCCACUUCGCCGUCGGCGACCUCGUCAAGUGGUCCGGCAUCAAGCGCUGCGGCGCCGCCAUGCACAUGGGCUACUUUGCGGCCCACAACCUGCACCAGUUGAUGAUGCAGGCGACGGCAAAAACGGAGGCGGAAAAGGCACCGCCCAAGUUCCUCGAGCUCGACGAGAUCCCGCCUAUGAUCGGACUCGCCGUCGGCAAGAAGGGCGUGUCGUACUGGCCCCAGGGCGGCCUCAGCUCGGGCGAAGAGGUUAUGAAGCUGUUCUUUGGGGACGAUCUUGGAUUUUCGAUUUGUUGGAAUCACCUGGGCCUUGGGGGCAAGAAGGCGGUUUAAGUGGACUUAUGCUUUUGCAACGUGUUUAUGUCAGGGACUGGUUUGUGGGAUGUGCUUCGGUAAAGAUGACUGAAAAAAUCGAAUGAACUUUCACUGUGAUAUUACCCGGUACUUGCUUCUUUGGCGAGAUGACUCGCGGAGAGUCGCUUUUCUACCUACUAGCAACCAGCAAUAGAACCUUGAUAUUUUCUUUUCUUUUUUACAAAACCGUUCCCUCCCUCUCGAACCCCUAGAUACUCUCUACAGAUCUACUGAAUCUCGUACAACUUCGGCACCAAUCCCACGCCGGUCCCACCCACGGCCU
Thermothielavioides terrestris NRRL 8126 is the source of this 1653-nucleotide messenger RNA. RefSeq lists its product as uncharacterized. Lineage: Eukaryota; Fungi; Ascomycota; Sordariomycetes; Sordariales; Chaetomiaceae. Gene Ontology annotation, molecular function: flavin adenine dinucleotide binding; electron-transferring-flavoprotein dehydrogenase activity. The transcript has 4 exons. The record is from RefSeq and is a predicted model, not a curated record. The coding region runs from base 405 to 1349 and encodes 314 amino acids. Gene Ontology annotation, cellular component: cytoplasm.